AUGUCGACCUCUGCCCGCCGUCGUCUCAUGCGCGACUUCAAGCGUAUGCAAACUGACCCUCCUGCUGGAGUUUCUGCCUCUCCUGUGGCGGACAAUGUCAUGACCUGGAACGCCGUCAUCAUCGGCCCCGCUGAUACUCCCUUUGAAGAUGGCACUUUCCGCCUUGUCAUGCACUUCGAGGAGCAGUACCCAAACAAGCCUCCGGGCGUCAAGUUUAUCAGUCAGAUGUUCCACCCCAACGUCUACGGUACGGGCGAGCUCUGUCUGGACAUUCUACAGAACCGUUGGAGCCCAACCUAUGACGUGGCAGCCAUCCUGACCAGUAUUCAGAGUCUGUUGAACGAUCCCAACACAUCAUCUCCGGCGAAUGUAGAAGCGUCAAACCUUUACAAAGACAACCGGAAGGAGUACAUCAAGCGCGUGCGCGAGACCGUCGAGAAGAGCUGGGAGGACUAG
Aspergillus niger is the source of this 456-nucleotide messenger RNA. RefSeq lists its product as uncharacterized. The record is from RefSeq and is a predicted model, not a curated record. The transcript has 4 exons. Gene Ontology annotation, molecular function: ubiquitin conjugating enzyme activity. Gene Ontology annotation, cellular component: HULC complex. Lineage: Eukaryota; Fungi; Ascomycota; Eurotiomycetes; Eurotiales; Aspergillaceae. Gene Ontology annotation, biological process: DNA repair; protein polyubiquitination; proteasome-mediated ubiquitin-dependent protein catabolic process. The coding region runs from base 1 to 456 and encodes 151 amino acids.